Molecule: messenger RNA, 12015 nt
Organism: Pseudo-nitzschia multistriata
Lineage: Eukaryota; Bacillariophyta; Bacillariophyceae; Bacillariales; Bacillariaceae
Source: the annotation of a GenBank genome assembly
UUCUAGCAGCAAGGAACAACAGGUAUCUGAUCGUACCGGUACCAGUUCUGGCCAGUAUCUUUUCCCAACCAAAAGAAAUUAGAGGAGAAAUUCGAAAUUCCAUUCCGUUGCAACCACUAAACCUGUCUCCACCAAAACAUGGACAAGUUCCAAUAACUMUCGCCAGGAACCAUCUACAUUGACCUCGUCACACCACUGCUGCAAAUCGGCGCUGCAAUUUGCGGAUCGAACGACCGGCUCGAAAAUGGGCUUGCAAACAGCACCACCAAAAACAAAAACAAAAACGACACCACCAACACCACCAACCACAGCUGCUUCCGCCGAGCGGUUCUCGAGGGAACGUCCUUUCCCGUCCCGUGCCACGCUCUGCCGUGCCCUCACCGAGAGGGGCUCGCCGCGUCCCCCCAUCCCGCGUCCCGGAGGACCCCGAUCCACCACUUCGUCGCCCCGUGCUGCGCGGCGCUGACGCAGUAGUUGCCCGCCCCCGUUCCCAGAAGGCCCGGAAAGGGGUUGGCCUGGACGACGCAGAGUUGUCCCCGGUCGGCGAGGCAGUCGACCUCGUCCCUGUCGCUCUCGAUGGCGUUCCACAGGCAUCCCCGGUCGAAGAGGCCGGGAUGGAUUGCGCCCGCGCCCGGUGUCGAUGUUGAGUCGUCGCCAUCGCCGGUGCCUGUGCUUUGAGGGAAGCGGCAGUGGACGACCCCGUCGAGGGGGAUCUGGUCUUCCUCGGAGAGGUCCUCGUCAAAGUCCUCCAGGGCCUGGGCCACCACCAGGUUGUCCCAGAGGGACCGCGACAGGCAGAACCCCAGGGAGGGCUCGUCGACGGUGCACCAGGUGCAGGAGUCGUCCCCCCCGCAGCCCUCCUCCCCCUUGGGCAGGCAGGAGGCGGCCCCGUCCCAAAAGGCCGCGUCCGAGGCGUCAAAGACGGGGGGUUCGCCUUCGGAUUCUGCUUCGGUUUCGCUGUCGCUGUCGCUUGCGUAGCACCGGAGGUGCAGGAGCUCGUCGUGGCCGUUGGCGCCUGCGUUGGCGUUGACGAGGUCCGCCUGGGCCGUCCGAAGGCAGACGCCGGAGGAAGAUCCCAGGGGGCACCAGGAGCACCCGGCCUUCGCGCAGGCUUGGUAGCCGCCGCCGGUCUCGGGGGUGGUGCAGGACCAGUCGGCCCCCGGCCCGAACUCAACGGCGAAGGAGGAGGCGGGGGGGUCCCCCGAGAGGGCCCGCAGGAAACCCCCGCCGGGAGGAGAGAGCCCCGCCGUGGCGAGCUUCGAGGCGAGCCACCGCCGGAACGAGGGCUCUGUGCGGGGGGCCUCGUCCCCGGCGGCGGCCGCGAGCAGCGCCGGGGCCAGGGCACACCAGAGCGCCAGCCCGCGGGAAGAGACGCGCAUUGUCUGUCGUCUCGGUUGGUCUCUGCUGGAUCCCCACCCCGGGUCCCCGGUCCGUGUCUGGUUUCUCCGCCGGUUGCUGGAGGUACGAACCGAAGAAGCUGCGGUGCGGUAGGUCGGAGGAUUCUCGGUGAACGAUCGAUCGAGAACGGUGUCGAGCCAGAAGCAGGGAAAAUGGGUACGGUACCGUACAGCAGCUGCUCGCCUGCUCCUUUCGUGCCGGGACCGGAGGCGUCCAUUGUAGUACUGUACUAGCGUAUCCGCACUAUGAAUCCUCUAGAACGAAUCCUCACGGAUGAAGAAUCCUCUCGAUCUCCGCACGCGUUCUACGCUACGUAGCGUAGGUAAGGCACUACACUCUUAUGUUGUGCGGGGUACGUACGGUAUGGUACGUACUUUUUUACGAGUGCAUAAAUACUAGGACUAGUGCUUCUUAGUACGGUAAAUACGUACCUACCGGUACCUUAGUCUAAUCUUGACGUUGAGAGAGCAGACACUGGAUACCGAAUACCAAAGAAGGGUCUCACUCUUCGUAUUUAUUGUUUCAUGCGCGCGAAGAUAGAGACGAAAUCGCGCGACAAAACGGAAAACUGAACCAUCGUUUCAAAUUUUUUUCCCAAAAUUGAACAACUAGAAAAUUCGAAUUUCAGAAGUCGGAGCUGCCAGAAACCUAUGAACGAAUCCGAGGGCUGUGGACACAGUUUUCCUCGACAGCCUCUCCCUGUUUGCCUUCGUGCCAUGCAUCGCAUCUUGUCUUAGGCUUGCAACACCUGUUCGACGAUUUCGAGAUCGAUCCACACCGAGAGAAAAAGCAGAGAGAACCCUCGGAGCACGCACGCACGCACGGCACAACAGAAAGAGUCGCGGUUCUCCGUCUCCGCGGCACGCCUUCCCCGAGGCAUCUCGUACCUCGAGGACGGAAACCGAGCCGAGCACCGAUCGCACACAGGCUUCGUCUUUCGCUCCGCCGCUGGAGGGCUCGGAACGAUUCGAGCGGGGGGGGGACGAUGGACCGGGGACCGACCGGAUGAAUCCGCUCCCGCAGCAUGGAUCGCUCCAAGCAAACCCCGAAGAAGAAGAACGAGAACGCCGCGGGCAGGGGUGGAACCAGCGGACCGGGAGCGCCGGCAGCAAAAACGUCGGCUCCCGGGGUGGGGAAACGAACGCGGGAGGCCAGCCGUAACGACGCAACUGCGGAAGCAAAAGCGGAUGCGGGACUGCCGAAACCGACCAAGCGACCGAAAACAUCCGGCCCCGCGGGUGGCAGCCACCGAGAAACGGCCGCUACACCAAAAACCAAGACCGCGGAACAAGGCACAACCAGCGCCGCCUCCACCAAGGACAAGGACAAGCCCGAGAAAGCAAAGGAAGCGGCUUCUGCGGUAGCGAGGUGGCCGGACCCAGAACCAAAGACGGAUCCAACGCCCGGAAACGGCCGGGUCAGGGGGUCUCCCGAGGACCACACCAGCGCUGCCACACGGGGCAUCGUCUUUCUCGAGGAACAGGUCCGGAUCCACGAGGCGACCCUGCGGGCCUGGAGGCAGCGAAGGGACAAGGUUUCGGAAGAACGCCAGCGAACCGCGGCCAGGAAACGGAGGCUCCUCCUCCGACGGGACGCCCUCGUGGAGAAGCAGAGGGCCCUGGAGGACGCCAGGGCCAGGCACCUGUCCCUCCGGGAAGAACUGGUGGAGUCCCUGGCGAUGAGUAGGGAACGAUUGAACCGCCUGACGGCGCUGGAAUCGGUGGAGAACGAGGCAGGCGAUGGUAGCGAAACCGACCAAGAAACCCCUGCGCCUGGUGUUGGCGUGGCAGCCUCGCCUUCCAGAACGGAAGACAGGAAAGACGCCGGAGAAGGCACGGAAACCAGAGCCGUUCCCGACACUAAUCUCCCCCGGGGGACGGGGAAACUGCCACAGAACCCGCCAGCGAUCGAUUAUUCGGUUGCCGAGCACCGCCCGAUCGCCAAGCCAGCCAGGACAUUCGAGGAAGUCCUUCUAUCGCGGCAUCGAUCAAACGAUCCCGAAUCCUUCGCUCCGAACCGUCGCUCGCUGUCGGCGUUUUUGCCCCACCUCGACGCGUUCCAGGUGGAAAAAUGCCUGACCCUCAUGCUGCGGGAAGCAAGUGCCAUGGAGCACGACGGAAAUUCGAGUGGUGGCAGCGACAGCGAGAACGAGAACGAAAGCGAGAACGACAAUGACGUUUGGAAAAGCGCAGAAAACAAACACCCGAAAAGAAAUUCCGAACAGAAUCCUAGAAAGCGAUUGUUGGAAAAUACCUGUCUCGAUGUAUUGCUCUUGGUGCCUUUCGUCGACCAAAAAUCUGCAGAGACAGAACCACCAGAAAACCUGCCCGCAACGGAUCUGGCAAGUGUUGGUGACGACAAGGAAGGAGAGGAGCAGUGCAACGACCAAGAUACCGGCACAACCUCGGAAACAGGAGAGUUUGCGGUUGCGAAUUCACGUUACAUAAAUCCAAACAUAACGCUUUGCCCGUACGAACUAGCCGGCAUCUGUGCCGACGACCUCUGCCCGUACCAACACACACAAAGGACCAAGACGAUUUUGCCACGCGAGCUGCUCCCGCUUCCGUCUUUGUCGUCGUUUGUAUCGAAAACGGUCGAAGCCCGUACCAAACAGAAUGCACUACCAGCCACACCGACGCAGUCCAUGCCGAUUACCGAUGCAAGCCACGAAACACCGGCGAUGCCUGCCAAAGAAAAUGUUGGCGGAGAAGCGGAGGAGGAGGACCUGUUGGUGUUGCCACCCCUCGAUAGCAGCCCCGAUGACGACGGGGAUGAAGCGAUGACUGAGACGGGAGGAAACAGUCCUGGCAACAAGGGCAACGGCGACUCUGGCAGCGAAAUCGACUCUGCCGACGAGUGGGGAGAUUACUUCUCACCAACGGUUGGACCCUCGGGAGCGACCGAGGCGGCCAAUCCGGGACGUCGAUCCAGGAACAACGAUUGGUUUUGGUGGAGUGCCCGUCUAGCAAUCGGUGGAGUUGGCAAAGCCGAACACACGGAAGCGAUUCCAAGGGCACGGCCCGAAAAACGAGAACUAUCCAUUCGAGAGAUACUAAAAGAAACGUUUGGCAUUUUUAUACGCGAACACCAAGAUUCGAAGGCUUCGAAGGAUGCUACGAUUUCGAAUGGAGAAGAAUCCUCGUCCACGAGCUGCUACGAAAGACUGGAAGUAAAAGGUGCACCCGUUCCGAGUCAUUGUGGUUCUCGCAGUGAGAUCAUGCUGCGAAACAUGGAGUUUUUUGGUCGACUGGUCGAUGCAUCCCGUCUCGCUCUGCACGGAGGACUCGAUUCCGUUGCUUUUGCACUUUAUCAAGAACUGAGGCGAUCCCAUACGGUGCAAGACGGGUCACUGGAGAAACUGAUAGAUCUGGUGGGUGCUCAGAUCAAUUUCUGUCGAUUCUACGGGAGAGAAUCUCGCGUUUCGUUUUUCCAAGCUGCAUUUGCGUCGCAAGCAGGGCUUUCGAUAGCAUCCUGGUGCGCAGCCGGCUAUGGAAGGAUGCACGAGAGCGGUACGACAAUGGCGCUCUUUUGCAGCGCGUGCUGGGAAAUCUUGGGCCAUCCCGUAGCAGUGGAAAGAACAGCCGAUUCCGAUCCAUUUGAUGGGGACACACUGAAAGAGCAUUUUUGGAAUCAACACGGAACAGUUCGGGACGGCGUGAGUGGCAUUCGGUCGGACACCGACAAUCCUUCAACAAACACAGCUGUCGACGCACCGUGGAAUUUGCAUUCCAUCAUCCGGUGGGCUCUGUCGAACGCCUCCAUUCCUUUGUCUAACUCUCGAGAGGUAUCGGUGGAGCAGGUUGGAGAAAGACUGAAUGCAACCUGGUUGACAGCCGUUACCUUUCUGAACGAAUACGAAGACCAACGACGCAGUGAUGACAAUGCUUCUCCCCAAGUAGAGAAAUCCAAUUGGGAUCUACAAUGCCUCAAGGUUGCAAUCGUCGUCGGAUAUGCAAUAUUUGGGGCACUGGCAAAUUUUACCACUACUGUCGUGGAGACCAGUGAAGGCAGGCGACCGAUUCUCUCGGUAGGUAAUCUGGCUGCAUGGACCGUUUUGGACGGAGCCGUGGCAAGGAUCACAAAAGGUCUGAGAAAACGAUUUACCAAUUCAACCCCGUUGAUGGAUGCCAUUCUGGCACCCAUUUAUGCCUGUAGCAUUGCCUCGUCCUCCUUCCUUCGCAACUAUUCCGCGGCACACCACCGUUUGACGGAAUGCCUGGGAGAGGGAUUCCGGGCGCACGGGACUGGCAUCGGUGACCCGUCCCUCGGUGUGCUAGCUUACUCCGAGCUUCUGUGGUCUCAAUUGGUGCAACUGCGCAUGAGCCUGCCCAACGACUCGCCCCCGCAUGCCACGAAGGAUUCCUCCGUGGCUGGUUGCGAUCUCACGGCUUCCGGUGCCAAGCAAGCAGAUUCAGCGAGAGACAAGAGAAACGAAGGGUUUCCCUGGGAGCCAUCGCAGGCUGUGAAGGUAGAAAACAAACACCUAGUUGCCAAGCUGAGAUCCAGGGGGAUUCUCUUGCGGCACGUUGUAUUGUGGGGUGAUUGGUUGCUUUUGUCAUCACUGCAGAACAUAUCCGAACGCAACAAACUUCUUCCCUCGGGGGUCCGGAGCGAGGACCGGACCCUGGAUUUCGGUUUCGACCUGAUUCGGUCUCGGAAGAGGAGCCAUAGCCCAGCCGACAAUCCCCGUCGUGGUUCUGGCCAUCAAUAUCCCCCCCCUCCGCCUCUUCCCCAAUUACCUCUCCAGCUGCUCCACCUCGGUCAUUCCAUCCAAGUCCUCAACCUGGACCGGUGCAGUCUCGAUCGACUUCCUAGAUCCUUUGGUCUCUAUUUUCCCAAUCUCAAGGAGCUUAUUCUCUCGAACAAUAAUCUGAGCGAGCUCCCUGAAUCCUUUAGAGGGCUGACUGAACAUAUGACAUCUCUCGAGGUAUUCAACGCAGCCCGCAACCAGCUCACAUCGCUCCCAGCCACUAUGUUUUCCCACGCCGCCACUGCCGCCUUGUCUUCUUCGUCGCCGCCGCCUCUCAAACUUCUGGAUCUCUCCGAAAACAGACUGUCGGCACUGCCCUCCCUUGUAAACCUUGUCCACCUAGAGAUAUUGAGGGUGGGGGCGAAUCAGCUGAUCGAAAUAAGCCCAGCCGACUGGUCUCGUCUGGUUCUCAAAAGGCCGUCCCUAAGGCAGCUGUCGUGUGACCACCAAGGGGAAAGUCAACCAACGAAAAGGGACAAAUGCCACGAUGCAUUGCAUUCUGAUGCAUCGCGGCGAAACAGACCAGAGACUUGGGGCGUUGUCAAGUUCACUACGAACACCGAAUCAAUCGGCCAUGGAGUGAAUAGAUCGGGCCCGGCAACCAAAAACGACUAACGUAGUUUAUAAAUGACAAAGCCGUACAACCGAUGCGCAUCCAGAUUGUUGCAAAACUGUAUUAUCUACUAUUUUGCGUUAAUGAAAGAAGUUUCUACCGUUCAUCUACUAUUCGUCGAUCGAUCUGUCGGUGUUGUGCUAGUAGAGAUCCUUGACAACAAUACCAACUACCGAACAACUAUAAGUUAGUAAAAGGUUUGUGUGGCGCUCUGCUGCUGGCAGUUUUGCAAUUGCUCGUAAAGAAAGGAGCACGCUUGGGCAUCCCCGUUGCUGGACUUGAGGCAGUCAAAAAACAAUUGCUUGUCGUUGGAACAGACCCCGUUGUCCGCGGGGGCCGCCAUUUGCUGCGGCUGGGCGGCAGGGGCGGCGGCGUGGUCGCUGCCGCUGCUGCUUCCUCCGCUCAUGGCUCCGACGGCGGCACCCACGGCCUGGUGGGCAAUGGCGCUACCGGUUCCAAAGGCCAUUCCCUGGGCAAUGGUCGAUCCGAUUCCCGAGAGCAUGCCGCCUCCGCGGGAUUGCUGCUGCAUGGGAGCGGGGGCCGACGCCGCGGGAGCGGGGGCGGGGGUUGCCUUUGUGGAUGCGGGGCGGGAUGGUGGGGGGGAAGGACGGGCUGCGGGCCUGCGAGCACCCAUGCCACCUCCUCUUCGACCUCUCUGUGGGUCGAAGGGGUGGAACGCGGCGCAUGUAUUCGUACCGUWGCCACAUCGGGUGCAUGGGGCAGUUGUGUUCGCAACGGCAUCAACGACAAAAAAGCACGACAAGAUGAGAACGAGGCGGGAAGCAGCGACGAAGUCGUUGCGCAGACUACUUGUUUCUUCCAAAAAGACCUGGUGGGCCGUCACCAAGAUACUCCAGAAACAGAUGUUUCGUGGCUGGAUCCCAGAGGUUUUGGCUCCUCAGAUCGAUUCAAUCGUGAAGUUCUUGUCAUGGCAGACACUAUGGCAUCGUUGUUGGUAAACUUACAGCCAUUGUAUUAAAGUUCGUUUAUUAAAAGAAAAAGAAAGGUAAUGUUUCUUCCUUCGGAAGUUGUGUCUGUGCAGGUGAGGCUACGAGUACCCGAUUGCAUCUCGUUGGAACGAAAACGAUUCUCAUGAUUCACGGCGAGAUCUGCCGACUGCCGAUCGUCCAGUGGGUUUUUCGGUUGUGGAUUGUUGUUUGCCCGGUUUUCGUAGAGCUUCGAAGAGAUGAGCGAGAGAAACCCUAACUUAUGUGCGCAGAGCGCGCGCGAAAUAAAUAGCAUGGUGCUGAUUCAGCAAUAUUAACGGACGUGGGACAGACGUUACAUGAAUAAUGCUACUGCCGUUUUCGUACCGGCAGAAAGGUCAUACCGUAGAAUAGUAGAAGUAAUUGCACUGUACUUGUUGUAACGUACGAUACGUACUGUACGGUUCCGUAAUUCGUACUAGUAGCAGUUAGCAGAAACGGGUGGUAGUAGUAGUAGUCGUACUAGUCGUACUUCGUAUUGGAUCGAAAUGAAGUUUGAUGUAGGUUAGUUUAGUAGAAAUCGUAAUCGUAGCUGCUACGGAAGGUCAUGCUCAACAUCACACUCACUUUGAAUCAACGGAGCUCGGAAUAUUUACUUGUACUAGUAGUAUUCUUGCUAGCUGACCUUCUUGUGGUCCAAACAGCAUCCGUCGUUUUAUAAUCUUGCAUUAGAAGAAAACGAUGACAACACAAUCCAUUGAGCGAUGCAAUCAUGCUCAACUAAUGUUUCUCUCGUUCGUAUAAUGUCAGUUUCUCACGUAGCAACCUCUUUCAAGCGUGUCAGAUUGUUUAAAUUUGAUGUGUGUUAGUGUGAUUUAUUUGUUGUUUAUUAUGUAAAACAGCUUUGGUCGUUUGUUCAAAUUUGGUGAUUUUCCAAAACCAGUAUUCGCUUUGUUGCGGUCGAGAAACGAAAAAUAUAGAAGCAAAUCCAAUCGACGACCCUGCGAUCGAUCGAUUGAUUUAUCUAUCCAUCCAUUCAUCCAUUCGUCAAUCGAUCAUAAAGUAUUCUACCAGAUCCCUCGCAGAAACAACCCCAACCAGCCGUUCCGAUUCGUCCAGAACGAACAAUCGAUUGAACCUAAGCUGCGCAAAGUAUUCAAAGAUGCUCUGCAACGUGUGCGCCGUGCUGCAAGAAUGCAUGGCGUCGGGCGUAGUCACAUCCGUCCGUUGCUGCUCCAGGACGUCACUCAGGGUCAGAUCGAGAUUGGCCACCGCAUCCUCGGCGUCCGUCGCCCGGGUCAAAAAGGUAAUGUCGGAUCUCGAGUAGACACCGAUCAACCGGUCCGUUGCCACGUCGACGACCGGCAGGGCGGAUAACUCGUGCUCGUGCAUCAAUUCUAGAGCCCGCGCCAGGCUUUCGUCGGGUCCGACCUUUACGAGGUGUUCGUGGUAGGUUCCAAUCUUAAGAUCGUAAAUCGAAUCGUCGAAAAGGCGCCGUGUUUCGCGAAAGUGGGUCACCAGGUGCUCCAGAAUGUUCGUGUAUGUGAUGCAUGCCAAGACACGCAUGUCCUCUGGCAUGACAAUUGGCAAAAAAUCCAAGCGGGUUCUGCUGUUGGUGAUACUGUUGUUGUUGUUUAGGUUCGUUCCCUUCGCUUCGUCGUUUACCCCAUCGAUGGCGUCCGCAGCAUUUGUGGAUUCCUUGUUGCUGCUAUUGUUGCUGUUAUUCUUUGAAUGUUUGCUACUAGAGGAAUGCGCCAGGAGAAGCUUACAUGCCUGUUUUAGGCUGGUGGAAGAAUCGGCAGAGGGAAACCCAAAUGUUAGAUUCACGGCUUCGGAAAUGGACGGAUCCUGUAUCAUGUUUGCGAUCGAUCUAGUAGCAAGACUGCCGACGUCGCCGUUCGUGCGUUUGAAGUGCCGCAAUAUGUCAAUGAAAUCCGUCACCUUCAACAGACCGACAAAUCGGCACUGAGUAGGGUCCCACAAGGGAGCGGCCUGCAUGUCUGUUGACAUAUGACAUGAUUAUGGGAUAUUUUGAACGAUCCAUUGGUUAAUUUUCAUGUUCAUAAUCAUUGCGUUUUCGAGAGCGGUAACAAUAAUUCAAUGUUUACACGACGACGCCAAAUAUGGGAUUUUACGCAUGAUGAACGUCAGACAAGUAGGAGAAAGAAAUAAAGGUAGAUAUGGGUGAGCGAGUCAAGUGGUAGUUAAUAUAUUGGCAGCUAUCAAAAAAAGACAUUAGGCCACAAGAAAUCAGCUGCCCAAUCGCCUACAGCAAUAUUCACUGUCGUUUUUGAUGCAUGCUUUCACUUCAGGACACUGCACUGGCUCUUUACGCACCGUGUUCGACCAAGGCAUAAAAGGCAAGCUGAAUGGGAAUCCGGGUGUCAAAGACAACAACUUUGCCGCUGGCCCUCAGGACACUGAAACAAUUGUGUGAAUCGAGAAAUGCACUAAUGGCUUGUCGCCCGGCUUUCCGUACGACCUCGGAUUCGUUCGCCAAUUGCAGGCUCGGUCCCACCGGUAAAUUGUCGGCCCCCGUCAAAGCAUUGUGUUGUAGAUGCUGUUGUUGAUGAUGAAGAUCCAUGAUUGUGUCAAUACAACUAUUUCCCGAUAAGCGGUGACUUGGUGAAUGAUGUUUUUUCUAACACUUUCUGCGUUGAGUUUUUUCAGAUCUCCAAUGAUUGUUAUUCAAAUGUGCAUUCACCAGAACCGCCACGACAACAGCGAAUCCAGCACUAAUGAACAAAGUUUAAGGUAUGUGCGGUAUGUUAUCGCUUUGGUCUAUUUUGCAUCUGAUAUUGAUUGGAGACGCAUCCAAAGUGAGCAAGAAGUGUCUCGUUGUGUGUAUUUGUAUGCGUUUUGUGUUGCGAGGGGAUGCAGAGGCUGUGGAGAAUAAUCUUAUUCUAUCGCAUCGGAUUAUUAUCGGUCAUGAGAGAAAAAGGUUGUCAAAAAGCUCUGAAGAACCAACUUUCAACUCGGGGAGGACGACAUCUUGUUGAUUAGGCUAAUUACUAGUUUUUACGUAGAGGUACCGUAUUUGUAAUUUCUACUGGAUUAGUACUCGGAGAGUUCGGUACCUGGUACGGGACAAUCGGACGAGUUUUCAAUUGCUCGAGGGAUAAGAUGAUUUUCUUACACGUAUGGACCGUCAGAUUUUGAUUCUUCGCGCACCGCGCGCUUGUUUGGAACAAAAAGAAUGUGGACUGUUCCUUCUUUCCUUCCUUUGAAAAACCCUUUCUUUCUGUGGAACAACAAAAUUUGAACCUUGACAUCUGCCGCACAAUUAUUUGGAAGCGUCAUCGAAGAAGAAUCAAUCAAUCAGGCCCAAAUUUUUUCAUCAAAACCACAAAAUCGUGAACAAAAUAUCCGUUCUUGAUGAUGAAAAUAAACAGCGAUGUUCACCGUAUGAGUUGAGUAUGAGAGUUCAGACAACGCCACGAGCAAGCAUACAAGCUUCUCGAUAUUGUGACUUUUUCAGAUGAAAUUCAUUGCCCCCGCAAAUCGCAUCAUGCUCAUCACCUUGUGAAAGAAACGAGUUUUCGUUGUGGGAGUGAUGGAACGAUCGAUUCUUUCCUCGGUUUCGUGAGUAGAUGUAACAAUCACACUUGAAUACAAGAAGAGAAAUUCAUUUCUUCAACCAUACAAUCACUUUCACACCGUGCAACAACAGAAGGAAAGGAAGAAAACUCACUAUUUGCCGCAAUAUUCGACAAUAAAAUCUAGCGAUUCUUUGGACCAUCGCACAUACUGAAAUAAAAUUACUGAAAGUUGGAAACGAGUGACCGUAAAUGAAAGAGAAAGCCCUCUAUUUAUGUUUCCAAAAACUGAAUCGUUUGACCCGAGAAAUUCAAGGAAAUACAUCUUAUUUUCCAUUCUAUAAUCUGCCUUCUAGACCAAUGUUUGUUGAACGAAGGGGUUGUAGAUCGAAUGCUGAAACCCUGCUUGCUUAAACGACGCCAAAUUGAAGCGUAGUACCAACCAUAAACGCUGAAAACAGUGUUAUGGUGACUUGCAAGCAGCAGUUUUGCUCGGCCAGUUUGGGACAACUCUGGAUGAACAAAUGCUUGGUUAGCCGUCUAAUUGUUGAAACAGUUCGACACAGUGCGAUAGAUUGGAUGGGAAGCACUUGUUACUAACAAGUUUCAAAUUAUUGCAAUAAUUCAACUAGUAAAGAAGGCACAAAAAAGUGUAGCUGAGAGAAAAAUUCCCUUGCGCUAGUGCUUGCCACAAUAUUCAAUGCAUUCUUGGCCAUAUUUCUUCUAGCACCAGUACCUAGUACUAGUACCACACCAUGGACCGGGCACUUGAAAUAUAAUUAUGUAUUACUG